AUGGGCGGGUUAAAAAAGAAUGAUUGCCUCUUAAAACCGGGGUUCGCUUUUUGUUCUUACUGGGCCACGUGGCGAGCUGGGGCGAAAAGACAGGAGAGCCUUUAUGGCGAGCCGCCGUCUCUGGGUAUUCCUAGGCAAAUGUGUCGGUUUAAUGAUAGCGUUUUUCUGAACGCUUGGGAUACUGAGGUGCUGUCUCUUAUAAAUAUCAGGCUGUGGACUCCCGUUGCUUUUUCUUACUGCAUCUUCCUUGUCAUCGCUUCAUUUGUCUGCUGUUUUGUCUUUGCUUGUGAGCGUACCGGCAGCAUUCAGGUGGUGACGGUGACUGCAUUUGUGGUUUUCGACCCUGUUUUCGAGUUUACACUUGAUUGUGCUUCAUCUUUGUACUGGAAAAUGUCUGCUACCAAGGAAGUUACUUCAGCUCGCCCGUCUGGUGACGCUCGUGCUGAAAAGUCUGUAGAAAAGUUGGAUGUAAAAGAAUUUCGCGAUCGGUUUUGCGUUCCUAAUGGCGUGUCUGUAGAGCUGUUUGAUGGAGAGGGCGUGUUGCCUGAGAAGCCGGAAAAUAACGCGAUACUCUUUACCAAGGAGCAGUUUAAUGCUGGGCUUCGAUUCCCUGUCCCGUCUCUGCUCAAGGAAUUUCUGCAUUUCACCCAGAUUCCUCCAGUGUACGUACAUCCCAACAUGAUCCGGGUGCUGAUGGGGUGCAGCAUCCUGAGCAUGCUGUUCAACUUGGACCUCUCAUUACUGGAGGUUCUUUUCGUUUACUCGAUCAAGAAAGUGAAGAGUAACAUCUUCAGCUUCGUCGCCAGCCUUCCAUCCCUGCAACUGGUGACAAACCUACCAGAUUCGAAUAAAAAGGCCGCCAAGGGGCAGGUGCUGGUCAAGGGCGUAUGGGCAGGUUGUCUGAGCAUCCGGACAGGCCCUUUGUUCCCAAUCAGUCACUGA
Vitis riparia (riverbank grape) is the source of this 942-nucleotide messenger RNA. RefSeq lists its product as uncharacterized. Lineage: Eukaryota; Viridiplantae; Streptophyta; Magnoliopsida; Vitales; Vitaceae. The record is from RefSeq and is a predicted model, not a curated record. The transcript has 2 exons. The coding region runs from base 1 to 942 and encodes 313 amino acids.